UUGAGUGGGAGGUAGCUAAAAAUGCUCUCUCAAAACACUACUUCACAGUGCCUGGAAGCAAGAACAACCCAAAUCCCCCCAGAACCACUUGAUAUCCCAUCCACACAUACACAGGAUAAUACCUCCCCUCUAAACUACAAAGAAAAGCUACUUGCAAAUGCUGAACAAAUCAAUUUGGAUAUUGAUCCAAUGGACGACGUUCAACUACAAGUCUCAUCUGUUGAAACCGUUACCCAGUCACAAGAGAAGUCAGCUCCACAGGUUAGUGGAAUUAAGACGAUUACACUCUUAGACCAUGAAAGAGAAGGACUUCAUCAUCCAUGGAAAUUCUCCUUAAUUAUUAAACUAUUUGGCAAAAGAAUAGUCCACCAUUACUUAAAAGCAAAAAUCCAAGACCUAUGGAAACCUACAGAACAAUUUCCUCUAAUAGAUCUGGGCUGUGAUUAUUAUAUUGUUAAAUUUACACAAGAAGAAAACAUGCGGAAGGUACUUCAAAAUGGCCCAUGGUUUAUUAAUGGCCAUUUUCUAUCGAUAAAGCGCUGGGAACCAAAUUUUGUGGCUGCACAUGCCAAGCAAACUGUCUCUGUAGUUUGGAUACAUUUGCCACAACUCCCAACUGAGUUUUACGAUGAAUCCUUGCUAAAGAAAAUUGGAAAUUCUAUUGGAUCACUGCUGAAAAUCGACGCUUGCACAAGCGCCACUCUUAGAGGACGCUAUGCUAGACUGUGUAUCCAGGUUCCACUAGAGGAACCAGUUACUACUCGAAUCCUCAUCGGAUACCAUUUGCAACAGAUAAUAUAUGAAGGGGAGGGUUUUCUAUGCAAGUUAUGUGGUAGGUUGGGACAUACAAGUUCAGGAUGCUCUUAUCAGGAAGCCAAAGACCUUGAUCAAAGUAAAUCAAUAAAAGAUGGGACAACUACCCAGUGUCUUACAAAUCAUCUGCAAACAGAAGAAUGGCAAACGGUGCUUUUCAAUAGAAGAAGACGACACAACAACAGGACAAAGACAACAAUGGAAGCCAUGACUGCUGCCCGUCAAGAUUCCCAAGGUCCAGGUCUCUCUUGAAGAGGUUGGGGAAUCCAGUCAUCAGGCAUAGCUUCAGGGAGGGGAACAAAGUAGCGCACAUUUUGGCAAGUGAUGGAGCAAGGAAGCAGUCAAGUGAUAAUAUAUAUAU
Messenger RNA from Nicotiana attenuata, 1174 nucleotides. RefSeq lists its product as uncharacterized. NCBI's taxonomy places the organism in Eukaryota, Viridiplantae, Streptophyta, Magnoliopsida, Solanales, Solanaceae. The coding region runs from base 22 to 1065 and encodes 347 amino acids. The transcript has 2 exons. The record is from RefSeq and is a predicted model, not a curated record.